Pectinophora gossypiella (pink bollworm) is the source of this 1004-nucleotide messenger RNA. RefSeq lists its product as uncharacterized. Gene Ontology annotation, biological process: regulation of transcription by RNA polymerase II. Gene Ontology annotation, cellular component: nucleus; transcription regulator complex. The record is from RefSeq and is a predicted model, not a curated record. The coding region runs from base 189 to 935 and encodes 248 amino acids. Lineage: Eukaryota; Metazoa; Arthropoda; Insecta; Lepidoptera; Gelechiidae. Gene Ontology annotation, molecular function: DNA binding. The transcript is spliced from 4 exons.
AGAGAUAAGUCGGUCACUUGUUGCUUUCUCUCUUGCACGCGGUAUGUGUGUGUGGAGUCGACAACGUGUGGCGCGGCAGUGUGCCGCGAGUUGAGUGGAAGGUUACACGUUUUAUCGUAUUUUGAAGUUAUUUGCGCACAGAAGAAACUUGUGGUACUCGAAAAGGUUGCUGAGCCAAAAACAGCACAAUGAUUGAUAGCCAAGAGACGAUGAUCCAAUUUGUGAAGAUAAUUGAGAGAUACCCUGAAAUCUAUGACAGCACAAUGGAUUCGUACAGGAUCAAAUAUGCUGCGUACAAAGCAUGGGAGAAAGUUGCAGCCAGUGUCCGAAAGGAAAUGAAGGAGGAGUGUACAGUAAACGAAUUGAAAAUGAAAUGGAAAGGCAUUCGUUCAUCGUUCAACAGAUUCAAAAGCAAGCCAAAUCCCUGCAGGAGAUACUAUCUCUGUGAUGCUUUAAAGUUCUUAGAACCUUUUAUUAAGAAAUGUUCGACACAGGGUGGACACCAAUCACCAGAUACGUAUGAUGAAAAUAGUUUAGAAGAUGUACAAGAAAAGGAAUCAUGGAUUGAGUUUCACGAAUUAUGUGAAGAUCAGGAUAUUAAACCUAACAUAGAAUUGUUACACAAGCCGGUAGAAGCGAGUACUUCCUCAGAUAGACGCCGGAUGGAUGAUGCAUCAGGGUCUGAAGAUGAAACAUACACUCCAACUAAAACUAAACGUAAAAAAAGCAAUGACAAUCCACUUAGCGUAUCUACAGAUACACUUAGAUCUGAUGAUAAUGACGAUAAUAUGCAAUUUUUCAAAAGUGUUUUGCCAGAUAUAAAAGACUUCACUGCAAAAGAGAAAAGGAAAUUCAAAGUAGGCAUUUUAAAACUAAUAGAUGAAAUAGAAGCAGAACGUAAAAUUAUUAAAAAAAAAGAAUCGUCAAGUUCUUGAAAAUGAGUAUAAUUUUAUGGUAAAAAACUAUGAAGAAUUAUGUGGAACAGUUUUAUUGCUAAUUCUUGU